Cynocephalus volans (Philippine flying lemur) is the source of this 849-nucleotide messenger RNA. RefSeq names its product limb and CNS expressed 1 (gene LIX1). Gene Ontology annotation, cellular component: cytoplasm. The record is from RefSeq and is a predicted model, not a curated record. Gene Ontology annotation, biological process: autophagosome maturation. Bases 1 to 849 code for a protein of 282 amino acids. The transcript has 6 exons. NCBI's taxonomy places the organism in Eukaryota, Metazoa, Chordata, Mammalia, Dermoptera, Cynocephalidae.
AUGGACAGAACCUUGGAAUCUCUGAGACACAUCAUUGCCCAAGUCUUGCCUCACAGAGACCCAGCUCUAGUCUUCAAAGACUUGAAUGUUGUGUCGAUGCUACAGGAAUUUUGGGAAGGCAAGCAGCAGCAGAGGGCUGCAUUCCCAGGUGAAGGUGUGGUGGUCUAUGAGUCGCUGCCAGCUCCUGGACCUCCCUUUGUGAGUUACGUGACCCUUCCGGGGGGAAGCUGUUUUGGCAACUUUCAGUGCUGCUUAAGUAGAGCAGAGGCCAGACGGGAUGCUGCUAAAGUGGCCCUAAUCAACUCCCUCUUCAAUGAGCUGCCCUCUCGCAGGAUCACCAAGGAAUUCAUUAUUGAAAGUGUCCAGGAAGCAGUAGCCUCCACCAGUGGCACGUUAGAAGAUGCAGAUGACCCCAGCACCAGCAUCGGAGCCUAUCACUACAUGUUGGAGUCAAACAUGGGCAAGACCAUGCUGGAGUUUCAGGAGCUGAUGACCAUAUUCCAGCUACUGCACUGGAAUGGAAGCCUAAAGGCCCUUCGUGAAACGCGGUGUUCCCGACAGGAAGUCAUCUCCUACUAUUCCCAGUAUUCCCUAGAUGAAAAGAUGCGCAGCCACAUGGCCCUGGACUGGAUCAUGAAGGAGCGAGAGUCACCAGGAAUUCUCUCUCAAGAGCUACGAAUGGCCCUGAGGCAGUUGGAGGAAGCCAGAAAAGCAGGACAAGAACUACGGUUUUACAAAGAAAAGAAAGAAAUCCUGAGCUUAGCCCUGACCCAGAUCUACAGUGACCCUGAGCCUUCCUCGCCCAGUGAAGAUCAGCUGAGCCUCACAGCCCUGUGUGGCUAUCACUAG